Pyricularia pennisetigena is the source of this 828-nucleotide messenger RNA. RefSeq lists its product as uncharacterized. The annotation marks the transcript as partial. The record is from RefSeq and is a predicted model, not a curated record. The transcript has 3 exons. NCBI's taxonomy places the organism in Eukaryota, Fungi, Ascomycota, Sordariomycetes, Magnaporthales, Pyriculariaceae.
AAAAAAGCCAUCGUCCUCGUCCACGGGGCAUGGUACAUUUCAGGUCGCCUCGACAAUUUGGCCGAGCCCUUACGCAAGGACUUCCUUGUUGAUGCGCCUGAGCUAGAGACAUCAGGGCCAGCAGAUGUUGUGCGCAAUAAAGGAUUCUUAAACCAACGGUGCCACCGUGCUCAAGAUGAUGCCGGCCAUGAGAUAGUUGUAGUCGCACACAGUGCCGGAGGAAUCACAGCGGCCGAGGCCGUGGCUGGGAAUCCUGUCCAGGAGCGCCGAGACAAGGGCCUAGACGGCGGAGUCAAGGCUGUUAUAUUCAUCGCAUCCCUUAUAGUGUUCCCAGGUGGGAUCUCGCUUGACGACCAGGCCGGCGGUGUACCAAGUAAGUCGUGGUACGAGAAAAUGAUAAGGAACAUUUUCGAUGGCGCCCUGGUGCUCAAUCCUGGCGCAGAUAAGAUCUUUUACAACGACGUCGACGAGGUCAAGGCAACGGAGGCCAUGGAGAAGAUCGAAUGCCAGUCAACCAAGCUAUUCACCCACAAGGUGGAACACGGCUCUUUAAGUAUCCAAGCGUCCAUGACUUAUAUUUUCUGCGGGAAAGACGUUGCGGUCUCGCCUGCGUUAUUGGACAUGUUUGCCGAUGGCCUGGGCGAUAAGUACACCAAGGUAUACCUGGACUGUAGCCACACGCCCUGGAUGCAGGAUGAUGUGCUGCCGCACUUGAUCAACGUCGUCGUCGGGGCAGCCAUGGCGUACGCAUAUAUAAGGGUUAGAGUUGAUAAUAUAGUCAUGGUCGUAGCUGUCUACCGCCUAGAUAAGGAAAGGUACCUAAUCUAA